AUGGGUCGUUUGUUAUUAAAAUCGAGUUACGACCAGGGUGAUCGGCUAUUAUCUGUAAUUAAUGCUUUCUAUUGGUAUGAGAAAGCAGCAGCCAAUGGACACAAAAUUGCACAAUAUAACCUUGCACUUAAAUAUGAAAAAGAAAAGGACAUGAAACAAGCUUUUAGUUGGUGUAAAAAAGCUGCAGAGAAUGGGUAUUUCAAGGCUCAAGAUAAACUUGGUUCUUUGUAUGAAAGUCAUGAAGGGAUAGUAAAUCAUUUAGAGGCAUUCUAUUGGUAUCAAAUGGCUGCUGAAAAUGGGUAUGAUGUUGCACAAUAUAAUCUAGAUUUAGAAAUGUCCACAUAUUGGUAUCGGCAAGCGGCUACGAAUGGUCAUGAUGCUGCAAAAUAUCAUCUUGCAUUUUUAUAUAACGAAUGUUUAGAAGAAACUUUUGAUAAACAUAAAAAGGCAGCGGAAAAAGGAUGUAAUAUUUCACAAUAUAAUCUUGCAGUUUUAUUUGAAAAGGAAAAUAAUCCGAAACAAGCUUUUAAUUGGUACCUAGUAGCGGCGGAAAAUGGAAACAUUCAAGCACAAAAUCCAGCUGGAAAAAAUGGUGGAGAUACAUCGAAUAUUGAGACCAUCAGUGAUUUGGAUAAAGUUCAUCAUUGGUACCAUGAAGCUGCAAACGAUGAUAGCAAACAUAAUCCCGAUAAUAAUCCCGACACUAACGAACACCCGAAAGUUCUUAUUCCGACAUUACCAGAAUCCUGA
Molecule: messenger RNA, 750 nt
Organism: Funneliformis geosporum
Lineage: Eukaryota; Fungi; Glomeromycota; Glomeromycetes; Glomerales; Glomeraceae
Source: the annotation of a GenBank genome assembly